UAAACACGCGCAAUUCACAACCGCUCGUAACUUCGCUCAAUCAAUGAACUUGCACGUCUGAACAAUCGUUUUCCGGUCAAGGACGGAUCGACGAUGGUUGAUUUCCUUCCUGGUUGCAAUUCAUCGAUCUCGAUCAUCUCGUAACGGUGUGUUAUAAUUUGCCAAACAGAUUAGAAGGGUUUUGUCGAGCCUCGUUCCGUCCAAUUAACACCAUCGAUACGCCUAGAAAAUAUUUUGUCCCCUCGAAUCGAAUCCCAUUGCACUGGCCAAAAUCGAACGACGAACGCGCGCGAUUCAUACGCAACAAAGACAAAAGAAAAAGAAGAAAAGAAGUAGAAAAAGUACGUCUGAUAAUGAAGUUUAAUUUCUGUUUUCAGAUUAGCAUGAAUGUCUUCGGGCAGAGAGGGGAAAAAAUUAUAAGUGGUGUUAAGUAGCGACGGCAGGUGAAAAUGGAGUUGGACAAUAAAUUAGCACAAGUCGUUGGUGAGGUACAGUUACGAGUCUAUAUAGAAGACUGGCAAACCGAGUUGCUCGAUCAUUCAUCUUUGAAUAUCGUGAAGAUGAUACGCGCAUUUAUCUCGCUGUUUUUAGCGAGUCUGUCGAUCGUCUCGGUCUUACCCCAAGUGACGUCAUAUGCAAAAGUGUCGAAGAAUGGUCAAGAAGAACCGCAAGCAGGCAACGAUCCGUGGAUCGUCAGAAAUGGAACGGAAACGGAAGGUAGGAGUAUCAAGAACAUCGCGAUCACUAUGUCACCGGUUUAUAUUUCACCGAAAAUCCAGAAUCUGAGGAACGGCGAAGCGAUCAACUAUUCCCCUGGUAGAAGAUACUCGACGUUGGACCACGAAUUAAUAGCACAAUUGAACGCAAAGAAACAGAUUCAGGAUAGAUACCAUCCACCACCGCUGCUUAACUACAAAUCCAAGAAAGAACCAUCGAAAGACACGGAGGACAGUUCGAAACCUUCGAGCGGCCCGAAUGGUCCACCGACCGGUCCAUCGUCUUCGGGUAUGUUUGAAUUUUCUAAUCCAACGUUUUCAGAGGGCUACGACUAUAAGCCGCUGGAUUACCCGAGCAGUAAGCCGAUUUCAAAGCCGCCGGAUUACCUCAGUGACAAACCGAUCUCCAAGCCAAUGUCCAUGGACGAUUACGCAGAUUCUGAGAUAAGCGACAAGCCACCAGAUUCCUACAAACCGGAUUCCUACUUCGCGUCCCACGACCAUGACUCCUCCGACUACUCCGACAAUCCGCCCGACGCGUCUUACAACAAUGACGCAGCACCGAAACCGAUCAAGUAUUCCGGCCAUUUGGAUCAUCCUCCCUUCAACGACGACGACAACAACGACGACGACUCUUAUGGCCAGCAUCACGACUUCCAUCACGAGGUGAUCUACGAUCACAUUCCUGAAUACCACGAGCACCAGACAAUGGCACCAGAAAUGAACGAUCAAAGACUGAACAAGAGGCCGUAUUCGUAUUACUACGUAGGCAAGAAGCUUUGGUACGUUCCACUGUACUUCAGCAUUUAUUUUAUCAUCUACAUCGCGGCUCUGGUGUUGAAGAGCAUCGCCAGACACAAGAUCACGUUCCCUGAGCAUCUAGCGGAUGCUGUGACGCAUACAAGAUCGUACAGUGAUUUUAGUUGGUGGGAUUUUGCGGGAGAAACGCUGCAGAGUAUCGAGAGCUUCGUCGACAAGUAUGGAAAGAUUUCUUAGGGUAUUUUUAUCGAUCGUUUGCGGAUCGAGGAUCGAUCUAGAGUGUUGAGAUAGCAAUUAAGUUGAUGUUAUUGGAAUAUAGUCGAUAAGUAUAUAGUUAAGUAUGUUAUCGGUUUGCUAAGGAUAUACAGUAGCUAUUUGUUGUACAUCGUUGUUACUUGUCGUUAUACAUCUACGUAUUAAUCGAUUAGGUGAAAGUAGAGUGAGAGUCAAAAGUGAGUAUACACCAAAAGAGAAAAGAAACAGUUUCGUAUAAUAGUGAUUUAUUUAUAUAUUUACCUUUCGUCCGAUAAACGAAAGACUGCAAGUACUCGUGCUCUCUGUCACAUAGAUCGUUUGUUAAUAGAAAAUUAAUCGAGUCAAGAAUUGUUCUUGAACAGGCGAUGAUACAUAUUUUUUAUUUAUAAAAUGACAGUAAACAAUAGCAUAACGUAGACCUUUCGUAGAGCUUAGACCGUAAUACAUUGAUUUGGAGCUAUUCUACGGUACGAGCAGUGAUUUUGUGCGUGUAUGUGUAAAUAUUAUUUUAUAGUCAAGUCUUGUAAAUAUCGAAAAGCGCUUCUAAUAGACUAUUUAUUUAAAUGUUAUACAGAACUCUGUUCAUUAGCACAAAUAUAACGUUACAGAUAAUUUGGCAAUUUGUGAUUUCUGGGUACAUGUAAAAUUAAGAGUUGGCAACGCGCAUUCGGCAAAUCGUCGUACCAUCUCAGUUCUAAAAAAUGACCUGUAAACGCAAUAAAAAUCUACAAAGAAAAUUUCACAUUCAACAAGGAAUUUCCGCUCAGCGAUCCAUCCGACCGAAUCCAUCGAGAGUUCGUAAAACGAUAGUGUUGGUCGAAUACCGAAAAAUAUAGAUAUAUUUCCGAAUAACGAAUUAACGUAAGUGAGGAAUAAGAUUUAAUACGUUCGGAUGUAUUCAUUGCUAAAUAGUUAGCAUAUCUCUGUAAAUGUUUUCGUUAAAGUGUCUAAUUAUAUAUGUAUAGCGAAUGUCGUUAUAACAUUUACUGUAUCAACGAUUAAUAGAAACAGGCUGGAAAAUAAAUUUUCUCAAUUGCUCGAAUAACAUCGAAUAAACAUCGUAUGGACAUUUGCCGCGCACUUGGUUCCUAAAUUCCCAAGGAACAAGCGUGGUCGGAUAUGACUGUUUCUUACGAUCGCGCCACGAGCGGUGGCGCAGGUUUUUGGCGGGAUAACAAGCCGGAAUUUGUCAGUAUCGGUGGAAUGGAAAGAAUUACUGGAAACGAUACGAGAAUUCCGAUGGUCUCGCAUUCCGAUUGACCAAUUACGCCAUUUCGACCAAAUCUUAUCCCUGCUUUCUUUCCACGCAUGAUUCCCUUGUUUCAUCGCGUACAGAGAAUACAAAGUUCCCUUUCGUAUCACACGUUUCGCAGACUUCUUGUGUACUCGCGUUGCGUUUUAUACGUAGAGCGAGAACACUCUGUCAUGUCGGGAAUUCUCUUUCUCACGUUUCAGAGGGAAAAAUGUAAAAUUGCGACGCUCUUCAUGAAAAGUGAAUAUUUAUCGAUUUUAUUUUGAGUUUCUUUCUCCUGCUGCCUCUUGUACAACGACGAAUCGGGAAUUCGACAAGAUAAAGCUGCAGGUUAUUGGUAAUGGGAGAAAAUUUUACGACUCUUUAAAUAUAGAAAUUCUCAACGAUAUAGUAAUCGAUAUAAAAUAAUUGAUUUGCACAAUUCGUUCGUCGAACUUCAUCGACCAACAGUUAUUAUCCGAGUUGUCGUUCCGUGAACAUCGAUCAAAAAUAAUAUCGGUUGAAUGCUGCGAGUGAAUUCCGAUCAAAUCUUUCGAUAUAUCGAUGAAUUAUUCUAAUUAACUCGUUACCGAACGGUUCUUUAGGUUGAGCGAUAUUUAUCAUGGUUUUACAUUUUUAUAUUUACUGUUCUCGGAAUUUCAGGAUUUUCGAAUACGUAGAUUCUUCCGAAACGCGGCUCGCUGGAUCUUCCGACUCUUCGUCU
This is a messenger RNA of Bombus huntii, 3685 nucleotides long. RefSeq lists its product as uncharacterized. The record is from RefSeq and is a predicted model, not a curated record. Lineage: Eukaryota; Metazoa; Arthropoda; Insecta; Hymenoptera; Apidae.